This is a messenger RNA of Saccostrea cuccullata (small rock oyster), 2849 nucleotides long. RefSeq lists its product as uncharacterized. The coding region runs from base 156 to 1058 and encodes 300 amino acids. Gene Ontology annotation, molecular function: phospholipid binding; protein binding. Lineage: Eukaryota; Metazoa; Mollusca; Bivalvia; Ostreida; Ostreidae. The record is from RefSeq and is a predicted model, not a curated record. The transcript has 7 exons.
GUUUUAAUUUAAGGAGAAGAACAAGGAGUUUUAAGGACAAGUAUAGACUUCCAGAUAAUUUACCUGAUCCAGAUUUUGAAGGAUUAGUGGAAAGAAAAGUGGAAUUGCAGAGUGGAGGAAAGAGGGCUACGAUACGAUCUUGGAAGAAUUAUUAUAUGGUUUUAUAUGGACAGAUCCUAGUUUUCUACAAAGAUAAGGAGGCUGCCAUGGAGAAGAUUCCAGCGGCCCCACCUGUGUUCAUCCAUAAUGCGUUCUGUGACGUAGCCUCCGAUUACCAUAAGAAGAAGCACGUCCUCCGUCUUAAGAGCGCGGACGGAGCGGAAUCGUUACUGGAGGCAGCUUCUGCAUCUGACAUGAAGGAAUGGAUCAGCAAAAUCCAACAUUACGCAGUUCAAACACCAUCCCAUGCUGACCUGGAAUUUUUUCAUAGUUCUGAACAACCGCCUGAGGAUAGCGCGGUUGACGAUGGAGCACAAGCUGCUGAUGAGCACCAUGCAGCUGUCCUACAUAGAUCUUCAAGUCCAGAAGGUGAGAGGGGACGAAGUGUGUCUCCCAUGGCAGCACACCGGGAAUCUCAGGAAAUCCGUGAGGAGGAGAUGGACAGGAUUAUGGCCAGUAAACAUUGGUCCCCUGACAGGGGGUCAGCCAUCCCUCCUCAUGCCACAGGUGCGCAGAAUGACAGCGUGCAGCGAUCAGGCAGCUUCCAAGCUGAACAAAACACAACUCCAGUACGGCAACGGACAAGCAGUGGAGGCAGUCACCAUUCAUCAGGUGAAGAUGAGCAUGAUCUUUCACCUAUAUCAUCCCCACACAACGGGGGUCACAGAGGAAUGAAUGGAGAUGAGGAUCAGUUCACAGAUGACAUUAAGAAGAGGACUAAGGGUUCCCCUAAGAAGGAUCGUCCGAUGUCGGAGCCAGCGAUGAUGAUGGAGGAUCACGAUGGAGGAGACCACGAGAAGAAGAAAAAGGGACUCUUCAGUCGGUUCAAGAAAAAGAAGGACGGGGAUCAUGAGGAACACAAAAAACACAAGAAAGACAAAAAAGCAGAGGCUCAUUAACCCCACUGAUGGAGGAAACGGCCAUUUCAUUCAGUUCUGAACAAUGAAAGUCAAAGGUGUCCUAGGAUCAAAGGCUGAAAAAGCUGAAACGGAGCUCUGUGCUACUUACUGAAGGGAAAAAAUUAUUAUAAUAAUAAUUGUUCAAAGGCAUUUGCUAUGUUUAUAGGAAUUUGAGAUUUACAAGUAAUUGUUGCUGGAUCAUAUACCUCUUUAUUCUUUACUCUUAUGUAAAUAUUAGUUAUGAUGCAAGCCAAACAGACAAAGUAGAAUUGGUAACACAAGUCCAAACUAUACUUAACAUAAUCCAUCCAAGUGAUUUUGUCAGAGUUGCCAAUACAUUGUACUGGUUGCCAACUGUAAUAAUAUUUUCUGAGCUGUACACAACAUGACUAAACCUUUUGUUAACUAAGAUCUCGUAUAUGCUAUAUCUGUGAUUGUUGACGUAAAGGUAAAAUUGAUUCACUUAGUUGUUGAUCUUUGAUGGACCACAUAUAUUCCUUUGUUUAUGCUUUUUGUAUGUUUUAUAUAAAAAUAUAUACAUGUAUUUAAGAUGUCGUUUUGUAUGGGCAUAGAUAUGGCUUACAUAACAAGCUAUAUAUAUAUAUAUUCGACUUUCUGCAGCUAUACAUACAUUAUCAUUAUUGAUUCUCUAUAACCAGUGAUUAUUAUAAACAGUUUCAGUAAGUGUAUAUUUACUGUAAAGAAACUGGAGAUAUUUUAUGCAACCUAAAGUUUGUAGGCUAUUUCCAUAAUGAUUUAUAAUUCCAUUACAGUGUUUUGUAGAAUUAAAAAAGUUAUUGUAUAUUUUGAGAGUUUUAUGUUUAUGUUAAAUAGUUUGGUUGUAGUUUUCAAGACUGGUACUUUAUAUAAAAUUUAUACUUCAUUUCAUUUUUACUUCUGUUUUUCUUUAUAUACCCAGAAUAUAGUGCUUCCUUGCGUGGAAUUAUUGUUCAUGAGUACCAAGCUUUGUUAAGGUCAAUGCAAAGUUUUGCAAUUGAUUGUUUUUUUUUUCCUUUUAAUUUAGAAAUUUAUUAUUUAGACAAGAGAAAACUAGCAGCAAUAGAGUCUUGCUGAAAUUUAAAUAUUUUUUUGUCUCCACAUUUUAUCUAAGUGCUUCCUGUUUAUCCCACAUUGACUUCCAGAAAAAAAAACUCUGUCAGGUUUACACAGUUGUGAUAGCAAUUUAAAAUUUCUCUGAUCAAAAGAGAUGUGUCCACUACAUUUCCCUGUAAAAUAAGUGCAAUGAAAAGUAAAGAUCUGAUCUUCUCGUGCCCAUUUUUCUGACUACAGUCAUACUCAAAAUACUCGCCGUUUAUCUCUUGUUGUUUAAAAAUUUGACUUUAUUUGUGGGAAAUGCUUUGUUCAACUUUGUAAAUAUUAUAGCCAGGAGCAAUAAGGCUUAUAAGCAAUUUUCAUUGAUUGUAUUUACAAUGUAUCUUGGGGUGUAAAAAGUGGAAUCAUAUUGUAAAUAUUACUGAAGUGAAAGCAAUGUCUAAAGAGACAGUAAGUGUAUAUUAUAAAAAGGUUCAGAUUGUCUCAGUGGUUUAUGAGUUUGUUUUUAGAUAAGUCUAAGUGUUGCUUUUGAUUGUUUAAAAGCAGUACAGAAAAUCCUGUAUGAUACGGUUAAGAUUGCUAGAAAUUCUGAGGACAGUUCUUCUCAUGACAAAUGUUCAUCAAUAUUUGCUUCACUAGUGUAGAUGUGUAUCAUUGAUCACACUAACAUCAAUUAUUUUUAUUUUCGAGAUAUAUAUUGUAUUAAAAUUAUAAAUAUUUAUAUUAAAAUAAUGAACC